AUGAGUUCGAAAAAAGAUAUUCGUUUUAUGAAAAUUCCUUACACUAUUGGCAGUUACCUAGCCGUAACUCCGGAUUACGAUUUUGAAAAUAAACUCAUAAAACGGCCUUCAAUUCACAAAAUUUACGCAUUUUUGCUUGUGAGUGUAAUAAUUGUAUCAUGUUUGACAUCUAUUGAUAAUUCUUCAUCCCAACUCAAGAAAACACCGACUUUUUUCAUCCUCGAUUUAAUAAAUACAUUUUUUUUAUUUUCACAUCCGGUCAUGAUGAUUUUAAGUUCCCUUUUCAAUAGUUCAUUUUGGUCAAAAAUGAACAAAAAUUUUCAAUUAAUCGACGAACAUUUCAACAAUGUACACAAAAAGGAGUCGAAUUUUUUGAGAAAUUGUUACUUUCAAUUCUUUUUAUGCCUUUGCGGCUACAUGUUUAAUAAUUUAUUCGUUACAAUAACUUGUCUCAAAUUUUUUCCGGAAAUUGUGCUUUCAAAAAUUCAUGUUAUGAGCCAAAUUUGCUACACUUAUGAAUUUUUUACGUGUUUUUUAAUUUGUUAUUUAACAACAGCCUUCAAAUGUCGGUUUGAUGAAAUUAGUAGACAAUUACUAAACCGUUUAAAACCAUCGACAACUUUUAUUAGACAAACGAGUCAUUUUUGGAGAAUUCUCUCAGAGAGUGUAAUUUAUUUCAAUAAAAUUUUCGGAUGGCCUUUGAUUUUUUUUAUCGGAAGGGGAGUGAUGCAAUUACUACAGAGUCUCUAUUUAACAAUGUUGGCCCUGAAUUCGAAUUUCACUUUAAAGAACGAUGCAAUUGCGGAUUUGGUAAUCAUCAAUUUGUUUAUUUUCACUUAUAUGACAGUUUGCAUGGUUUUUGUUAUUAUGACAUGCGAUUCUGCUGCUUCUUCUUGUAAAAAAAUAUCCAGUGUGUGUUACAAACUACAAGAGGAUUUCGAUGAUAAUUCGAGAGAAAGAAGAGAAUUGAUUUUGUUUGCGAAAGAAAUUUUAGAUAAUCCGGUUAAAUUCACAGCGUCUGAUUUUUUCGAAAUCAACAGAAGCACGUUUUUUGGGAUUAUUAGUGUUACUACUACUUAUUUAAUUAUUCUAAUUCAGUUUAACACUUAA
Molecule: messenger RNA, 1110 nt
Organism: Tribolium madens (black flour beetle)
Lineage: Eukaryota; Metazoa; Arthropoda; Insecta; Coleoptera; Tenebrionidae
Product: gustatory receptor 68a-like
Exons: 2
Coding region: 1-1110 (369 amino acids)
Biological process (GO): sensory perception of taste
Cellular component (GO): axon; membrane; dendrite
Source: RefSeq, a predicted model, not a curated record